Molecule: messenger RNA, 681 nt
Organism: Dujonia railenensis
Lineage: Eukaryota; Fungi; Ascomycota; Pichiomycetes; Serinales; Debaryomycetaceae
Source: the annotation of a GenBank genome assembly
AUGUCAUUGACCGACGACCAAGUAUCCGCCGAACUUCGUAAGAUGAAGGCCUUCAUCGAGAAGGAAGCUCAAGAAAAGGCCAAGGAAAUCAAGUUGAAGGCCGACGAAGAGUACGAAAUCGAAAAGGCCUCUAUCGUGAGAUCUGAAACCGCCGUCAUUGACUCCACCUACGAGCAAAAAUUGAAGAAGGCAUCUUUGGCUCAGCAAAUCACCAAGUCCACUAUCGGUAACAAGACCAGAUUGAGAAUCUUGGGUACCAAGGAAGAGGUGUUGAACGAAAUUUUCGAAGCUGCCGAAGAGGAAUUGAAGAAGAUCUCAGCCAAGAAGGACCAAUACAAACCUAUUUUAGCCGGUUUGAUCGAAGAAGGUGUGUUGGCCUUGUUAGAAGAGAAGGUGGUUGUCAGGGUUAGAAAGGUUGACGUAGAAGUUGCCAAGGAAGCCGCAGAAGAGGCAGCCAAGGCCUUCGAAGAGAAGUCCAAGUUCAAGGUUGAAAUCACCAUUGAUGAAGAAGAUUUCUUGGGCAAGGACAUUGCGGGAGGUGCCGUUAUUGCCAACGGAACUGGAAAGAUCGAAGUCAAUAACACUUUGGAAGAAAGAUUAAAGUUAUUGUCCGAAGAAGCCUUACCAGGUUUGAGAUUGGAAUUGUUCGGUAUUUCCCCAACCAGAAAGUUCUUUGAUUAA